CGGACCAUGGCUCUGACUGUGUAUGUUCGGAGACUAAUAGGACUUCCAGGCACCCACGACAGACAAGUAAAGCUCAGCUUUCGAGGCUUUACCCAGAAAACAAGGAAAAUUCACUGUGGUCAAGAAGCGGAUGUUGGUGAGUUGUUCCGCUGGCCUCACUAUGGGGCUCCACUGCCUGGGGAAAGUUUGUCUGUGCAGGUGGUCAACUGCAGCCCUGUGUUCAGCCCCAGGCUUCUGGGGACCCUGGUGAUCUCCCUGCAGCAAUUGCAGAGUGUUGGACAUUUGGUGCUUCGUGAGGCCCUAGUGGACAAGAAUCUUCGAGUGUCCCAGAUCCAGGUGGAGCUUGACCUGAAGUACCAGCCCCCAGAGGGUGCUGCUGGAACAUGGGCAGAGGAGGACUUUGGGGCACCUAUCCAGGACAGCUCAGAGUUGAUUAUCCCCAAUGUGAGCUUCCAGGAGCUGGAGCUAGGGGAGGCCCGUUUGGAGCGGCGAGCAGUAGCUCUGGGCCGCAGGCUCGCACGAAGCCUAGGCCCACAGGAUGAUGAAGAGAAUGAGCUGGGGCUGGAGCUGGAGCUGGAGCUGGAUGAUGAGCCUGAUGUGGAGCUUUCCGGGGUUGUGUUCAGCCCCCUCAAGAGCAGAGCCCGGGGACUGGCCCACCGGGACCACUGCCAGGUGUCCAGAGCCCAAGACUUCCAGGUGGGAGUCACCGUGCUCGAGGCCCAGAAGCUGGUGGGAGUCAACAUUAAUCCGUAUGUGGCGGUGCGUGUUGGGGAGCAGCGCCGAGUUACUGCCACACAACGUGGAACCAAUUGUCCCUUCUACAAUGAGUAUUUCUUGUUCGAAUUUCAUGAGACCCGGCAUCACCUCCAAGACUCACUACUGGAGAUCACGGCUUUCCACUCGCAGGCUCUCCCUUUUAUGGCCACCCGGAUAGGCACCUUCAGGAUGGAUCUGGGCAUCGUCUUUGACCAGCCAGAUGGCCACUUCUAUCAAAAAUGGGCUCCUCUGCAUGACCCCCGGGACACCCGCGCCGGGAUCAAGGGCUUCGUCAAGGUCACCUUGUCUGUGAGGGAGCGUGGGGACCUGGCCCCACUACUGCCACCUCCUGGCCCGGGGCACAGUUCCGACAUCGAGAAGAACCUGCUCCUGCCCCGCGGGGUGCGCGCCGAGAGGCCGUGGGCGCGGCUGCGCGUGCGCGUCUACCGCGCGGAGGGGCUCCCUGCGCUGCGCCCCGGGCUGCUAGGCAGCUUGGCCCGCGCCCUGCACGACCAGCGCGUCCUCGUGGACCCCUACGUGCGGGUGUCCUUCCUGGGGCAGCAGGGCGAGACUUCGGUGCGCGGCGAGGCGGCGGCGCCCGAGUGGAACGAGCAGCUGAGUUUCGUGGAGCUGUUCCCGCCGCUGACACGCGGCCUUCGCCUGCAGCUGCGGGACGACGCGCCCCUCGCCGACGUGGCCCUCGCCACGCACGUGCUGGACCUGGGGCAGAUCGCCCACCCGGGGCGCGCGGCGGGGUUUAACCCCACCUUUGGCCCGUCCUGGGUGUCUCUUUAUGGCUCUCCCCCGAAUGGAGGACUCCGGGAUGGACAUCAGCGUCUCAAUGAAGGCCUUGGCCAAGGCGUUUGGUUCCGCGGUAGACUCCUGGUGGCUGUAUCCAUGGAGGUGUUCGAAGGGAGAGCUGAAUCUGAGCCACCCCAAGCGACACAAGUGUCCAGGUUGUCCCGGCUCACUGGAAAAAAGAAGAAAGCCAGGAGGAGUCAGACCCCAGCUGGGGUUCCGCAGCAGCACGGAGAGGCCAGCUCCAGUAGGGAUGGACCCGAAAUUCCUAGCGCUGUGGAGGUGGAAGUGGAGGAGUUGCUGCCUUUGCCGGAGAACGCCCUUGCACCCUGUGAAGAUUUCCUGCUUUUCUGCGUGCUCUUCGAAGCCACCAUGAUUGAUCCUGCUGUAGCCUCGAAACCCAUCAGCUUUGAGAUUUCCAUUGGUCAUGCAGGCCGAAGGGAGGAGCAGCCACACAGAGGCGCCAGGGCUGAGGAGGAAACCACAGGCACUGUGGUAGAGGCACAGCCUCUGUUGGAAUCUGAAGAUGGGGGGGUCAGGCUGGAGGAAGAGGAGGUGCUGGGGACCCCAGCCCAGAGACCUGAACCUGUAGACGGCAGUGGCCCUUACUUCUGCUUGCCUCUGCGUCACCGCAAGCCCUGCAUCCAUGUGUGGAGUCGCUGGGAGGAUUACACGUGGCGCCUGCAGAGCAGCAACUGUGUGUGCAAAGUGGCUGAGAGGCUGGACCAGGGGCUGCAGGAAGUUGAGAAGAUGCAGCGCAAGCCGGGGUCAGGCGCCCGCCUGCGGCUCAAGCAAGCACUGGAAGAGCUGGUGGCUGGGAGCAGACAGUUUUGCCGCAGUGCUGAGUCCAGGACCAUGACCCGGCCCAAUGCCUUGGACAGGAGCCGCGCAAAACUGUUGACGCACAGCCUGAACCUGGUGGCGAAACAAGGACUUAGGCUUUUAGGCGGUCUGAGGCAGGGCAACAUGCAAAAGAAGGUGGCAUUGGCCAAGAAGCUCCUGGCAAAACUGCACUUUCUGGCUCAGGAGCCCCAGUCACCGCUCCCUGACGUGCUGGUCUGGAUGCUCAGUGGGCAGCGCCGUGUGGCCUGUGUUCGGAUCCCUGCCCAGGACGUGCUAUUCUCUGUGGUGGAGGAGGAGCGUGGCCGGGACUGUGGGAAGAUCCAGAGUCUGCUGCUCAUGGCACCCGGGGCAGCCCCUGGGGAGGUUUGUGCCAAGCUCGAGCUCUUCCUGUGGCUGGGGCUAGGCAAACAAGCCAAGGCCUGCACCUCUGAGCUGCCCCCCAACCUGCUGCCUGAGCCCUCAGCCGGGCUGCCCCACAGCCUGUCCCGGGACGAUUUUAGUUACUUCCAGCUCCGGGCUCACCUGUACCAGGCCCGAGGUGUCUUGGCAGCAGAUGACACUGGCCUCUCGGAUCCCUUUGCACGAGUGCUCAUCUCCACCCAGUGCCAGACCACACGGGUCCUGGAGCAGACCCUGAGCCCCCUGUGGGAUGAACUCUUGGUGUUCGAGCAGCUGAUUGUGGAUGGGAGGCGGGAGCACCUGCAGCAGGAGCCUCCGCUAGUGGUCAUCAGCGUCUUUGACCACAAUAAGUUUGGCCCUGCUGUGUUCCUGGGCAGGGCACUGGCUGCCCCAAGGGUGAAGCUGACUGAAGACCCUUACCAGCGCCCCGAGCUGCAGUUCUUCCCUCUGAAAAAGGGACUCCAAGCAGCUGGGGAGCUCAUUGCCACCUUUGAACUUAUUGAGCUGGACUACGGUGGCCAACUGGAGCUCACAGUUCCUAGUGAUGUAGAGCCCCAAGAUCUGACAGCCCUGAUGGAGCCCCUGUCUGGACGCCUGUCCCUACCACCCAGUGUGCGCCCAGUGCUCAGGGAGUUCCGCAUUGAGGUGCUGUUCUGGGGCUUGAGGGGCCUUGGUCGUGUACACCUGUUUGAGGUGGAGCAGCCCCAAGUUGUGCUGGAAGUGGCCGGGAAACGUGUAGAGUCAGAGGUUCUAGCCAGCUAUCGUGACAGCCCCAACUUCAGCGAGCUCGUCAGGCAUUUGACAGUGGACUUGCCGGAGCAGCCCUACCUGCAGCCUCCACUCAGCAUCUGGGUGAUUGAGCACCGGGCCUUUGGUCGCACGGUCCUUGUGGGCUCCCACACUGUCCCCCACAUGCUGCGGUUCAUACUCCAUGGAAACGAGGAUCCCCUAGAGGAGGAAGGAGCAGAGGAAGAGACAGAGGACUUGGAGCCCAAGGGACCUCCAGGACCAAAAUCCUUGGAUCCCUUCCUGGCCGAUGCUGGGCUAUCAAGACGGCUCCUGAAGGCUCCUCUGAAGAAGCUCAGCCUAGGAGGCCUCCUGAGUCAAGGCCCAGAGUUGGAGGAGGACAUCCCAGACCCAGAAGAGCUCGACUGGUGGUCCAAGUACUAUGCUUCCCUGCAGGAGCUGCAGGCACAGCCCAACUUGGAUGAGGAUGAAAUGGAUGAUCCUGGAGACUUAGAUGGGGAGGCCCGGGACCAGGGUGAGGCUGAAGCCGUGGAAGGCACUGGAUCUCGGAAAAAAGCAGUUGCUACCCUGAAGAUCUACAACAGCUCCCUGGAGGAAGCCUUUCACUACUUUGAAGACUGGCUGAACGUGUUCCCGCUGUACAGAGGGCAAGGGGGGCAGGGUGGGGAUGGAGAGGAAGAGGGGUCCGGAUACUUUGUGGGCAAGUUCAAGGGUUCCUUCCUCAUUUACCCGGAGUCAGAGGCAGUGUCCUUUUCUGAGCCCCAGAUCUCCCGGGGGAUCCCUCAGAACCGGCCCAUCAAGCUCCUGGUCAGAGUGUAUGUUGUAAAGGCAACCAACCUGGCUCCCGCAGAUCCCAAUGGCAAAGCUGACCCCUAUGUGGUGGUGAGCGCCGGCAAGGAGCGGCAGGACACCAAGGAGCGCUACAUCCCCAAGCAGCUCAACCCUAUCUUUGGAGAGGUCCUGGAGCUGAGCAUUUCACUUCCAGCUGAACCAGAGCUGACCGUGUCUGUGUUUGAUCAUGACCUUGUGGGUUCUGAUGAUCUCAUCGGAGAGACCCACAUUGAUCUGGAAAACCGAUUCCUCAGCCAUCACAGAGCAAACUGCGGGCUGGCCUCCCAGUAUGACGUGGAAGGGUAUAAUGCCUGGCGUGAUGCAUUCCGGCCUUCACAGAUCCUGGCAGGGCUGUGCCAACGCUGUGGCCUCCCUGCCCCUGAAUACCGAGCUGGGGCCAUCAAGGUGGGGAGCAAAGUCUUUCUGACACCGCCUGACAGCCUGCCUCCAGGUGGUGGGGGUCCCCAGUUGGCAAGUGGAACCUCUGAGGAGGCCCAGGCAUUGUUUGUCCUGCGGCAUUGGCAGGAGAUGCCAGGGCUGGGGAUCCAGCUGGUACCUGAGCAUGUAGAGACUCGGCCCCUCUACCAUCCCCGCAGCCCAGGGCUGCUGCAGGGAUCUCUUCACAUGUGGAUUGACAUCUUCCCUAAGGAUGUGCCUGCCCCACCUCCAGUUGACAUUAAGCCUCGGCAGCCAAUCAGUUACGAGCUCAGAGUUGUCAUCUGGAACACAGAAGAUGUGGUUCUGGAUGAUGUCAACCCACUUACUGGAGAGAUGUCAAGUGACAUCUAUGUGAAAAGCUGGAUGAAGGGCUUGGAGCAUGACAAACAGGAGACAGAUGUCCACUUCAAUUCGCUGACUGGGGAGGGGAACUUCAACUGGCGCUUUGUGUUCCGCUUUGAUUACCUGCCCACGGAGCGGGAGGUGAGCGUCCGGCGCCGACCCGGACCUUUCGCCCUGGAGGAGGCUGAGUUCCGGCAGCCGGCUGUGCUGGUGCUGCAGGUCUGGGACUAUGACCGCAUCUCCGCCAACGACUUCCUUGGAUCCCUGGAGCUACAGCUGCCAGACAUGGUGCGGGGUUCCCGGACCCCUGCACAGUGCUCUGUGCGGCUGGCCUGUGACAGGGCUGGGCCAAGGUGCAAUCUGUUCCGCUGCCGCCGCUUGCGAGGCUGGUGGCCCGUCGUGAAGCUGCGAGAGGCAGAGGAUGUGGAGCGAGAGGAGCAGGAGGCAAAGGCUGGCAAGAAGAGAAAGAGGAAGAAGAGGAAGGGCAGGCCUGAAGACCUGCAGUUCACAGACUCUGGCGGCAACGUCUACAUCCUCACAGGGAAGGUGGAGGCAGAGUUCGAGCUGCUGACUGUAGAGGAGGCGGAGAAGCGGCCAGUGGGGAAGGGGCGGAAGGAGCCAGAGCCCCUGGAGAAGCCUAACCGCCCCAAAACCUCCUUUAACUGGCUUGUGAACCCCCUGAAGACCUUCGUCUUCUUCAUCUUGCGCCGGUACUGGCGCAUCCUGGUGCUCUUGCUGGUGCUGGCACUCGUCACCGUCUUCCUCCUCCUCGUGUUCUACACCAUGCCAGGCCAGAUCAGCCAAGUCAUCUUUAGGCCCCUCCACAGACCCUCUGACUCCAACUGACCCGGACACAAGUCCCUCUGCUAAUGUGUGUUGUCCCGGAGGGCCUGACUUGUUCUGGUCACUGUGGCCAAGGAAAACUAAGAGUGGGACACCAGCCCUCCCAAACCACAC
Messenger RNA from Octodon degus (degu), 6111 nucleotides. It is a transcript of the gene Fer1l4, whose product is annotated as fer-1-like protein 4. Bases 7 to 6000 code for a protein of 1997 amino acids. Lineage: Eukaryota; Metazoa; Chordata; Mammalia; Rodentia; Octodontidae. Gene Ontology annotation, cellular component: membrane. Gene Ontology annotation, biological process: plasma membrane organization. The record is from RefSeq and is a predicted model, not a curated record. The transcript has 46 exons.